Molecule: messenger RNA, 1863 nt
Organism: Paramecium tetraurelia
Lineage: Eukaryota; Ciliophora; Oligohymenophorea; Peniculida; Parameciidae
Exons: 4
Source: RefSeq, a predicted model, not a curated record
AUGAAAACAUAGAUCGGAGUUUUAAUUCAUCUUCACAAAUUCACCAACAUAGAUCUCUCCACAUAAGGAAUCUAUCAAAUUAGAGUUUCUGUGCCGGGAGCUUAGCCAUACCUUAUUAUCAAUUCCACUCGCCAAGAAGCCAUCUCAGUUAAUGAGGUUGACGAAAACCACAUCUGUUAUCCAGAAAAUAUACAUCAUUAAUAUUUUUAUUCUCAAGGAUUUUUAAUAAUAUAUGAGGAUGAAGAAAUGCUAACUAAUGUUGGUUGCGCAUUCCGAUUAGAAGAAAUUUAAUUAAAUUCAAAUAUUCAAAUCCAGAUGGAUUUACUUUUCUUAGAUAUUAAGUCACUUCCAGAUAUACAUUCUCAAAACUUCACCUAAAAUGUAAAGCAUUUACAUUCCAAAAUGAAACCCAUAUCACAUGCCUCAUUCUAAGUGCCCAAUCCCCAUUAUUACAAUUAAAUGUAUUAUCCUGUCGACUUCGAUACCAACCAUUUCUGUUCUGUCUAAACUCAGAUCUUUACUACUCCCAUUAACAUAUCAUUCACUAAAGGAUUUGUUGAAGAAUAAAUCAAACUCCAAUUUAAUGCCUUCAUUAAUCAAACUAUAAAUGUACUCAACAUAAAUAGAAAUUCCCUUCUUGACUAAUUAUUAAAGAUAUAAUCAGACAAAAAAAUCAUUCAAUUAUCUUACAAGGAUUAAGAAUAUAAUAUUUAGAAUCCUGAUUUAAUAAAGUAGAUCAAUUAAAGUUUUUAUGAUUUACAUCACGAUCUCUAUGUCCUAUGGUGCGAAUUAAUUUCAAUUUUAAAAGACAAUUAUCUAAAUCUCCUUACCCUUUUGUAGUAAGAUUAUUGUGAACAAAUAAAAUAAAGAUGGAUGAAUUGCAUUUUAAGCUAUUCCUCUCAAAAUUCAAAUAUUUCUUCCCAUGUUAAUCAAGAAUUAGCAAAAAAUAAAAGACACUCCUUAAAAAAUACUGAAUUUUAGAGAAUUAUAUAUACUGAAGCCAUUAUUCCAUUGAACUCACAUCCAUUUUUCUUUAGAACCACUUACUAAAGAUAGGGAUUGUUUUAAAUGUCGAAUGAUUUCAGAGAUCACUACGUUGUUUUACUUCAUGGUUAUUAAGGAACCUCAUAUGAUAUGAGAUACUGGAGGGCAAUUCUGAAAAUUCGUUUUUAGGAUAAAAUAAGGUUGAUAUUGCCUACAAGUAAUGAAUUCGUCAACAAUAAAUCAAUUAAAUAAUAAGCCUAAGAUUUAGCCGAUGAAAUCACUGACUAUAUCAAUCAUGAAAGAGUAUUUGAUUUCAAAUUGUCUUUUGUUGGACACUCCUUAGGAGGACUCGUUAUUAGAGCAGCUUUGCCUUUGCUAAAGCAAUUUUAAAUCUAAAUGCACUCUUAUAUAAGUUUGGGCACUCCUCAUUGUGGGUAUGCUUCAUCCAAAAGUUUUAUUAUUGAUACUGGAUUAAUGAUGAUAUAAAAAUGGAAUAAAUGCAAAACUCUUCAAGAAUUGAGUUAAAAGGAUAAUAAGAAUAUAGGUUCAACCUACCUUUAUUAGUUAAGCACAUUUGAGGGAUUAGAAUGGUUUAAUAACGUGGUUAUUCUAUCAUCUCAUCAAGAUUAUUAUGUACCUAUUCAGUCAGCCUUAAUUUAAAGCAUUGAGGAAACCAAUGACCCAAAGAAUCUAUUUUACAAUCAAAUGGUUUCAAAUAUAUAAUCCAAAUGCAGAAGGAUUGAUAGAUUUGAUAUUGACUUUUUGAUUACAAAAAAAAAAUUGGAUAAGUUGAUAGGAAGGGCAGCUCAUAUAGAAUUUAUAGACAACUUAUUAUUCGUUAAGAUGUUUGUAUACUUAUUCGAUGAGUUUUUCAUCUGA